GGCUAAGAGCACACUCUCGUAAAACACACUCAAAAAGGGGGAAGAGAUUGAAUUUCAAAGCCAGGAAGUGACUCGAGAGCUGCACAGAGUUCGUUGCGAGCACCUCGUCGAUGGCGGCCUAGAGACGACCUUUUUCACCGUCUAAUCGAACGAAACACUAGUCCUCAAGCAUGGAUGGUGUAGGAGGAGGAGGAAGAAGAGACCAGGGCUCCCCUCCACCGAUGCCGUGCAAGUUCGCGGUGUAUCAGAACCCAACCCUCUCCGCUGCCCUAACCUCCAACAGCCUCCGACCUUCCAAGUCCACUUUCCUCUUCAUUCUCUCUUUCUCUUGUGCUUCCGCCUUCUCUCUCAUCAGCAUCAUCGCCAGGGAAAAUGGGAUACUCAACGGUUUGAAACACAGUUAUGUUUCCCCAAAGAUUGCAUAUAUAUUUUCCAAAGCAACGCAGGUCAUGGUGGGUUUAGUUUUAAUCGGAACCAUUCUUGCACUCAUAAAAGCCAUUUUCCUGUGGAAAGCAAGAAAUGCUGUUGGUCCCUAUAAAGGAUCAAAGGACGAAAAAGGUCUUACAAAACGACAGUUAGGACUUUUGGGAAUAAGACCAAAGGUUGAACACGUAUCAGAGUCUUCACAGAAAUCUCCUAAAUCCAAAAUUAUGCCAUCAUUGUCUUCUGAUGUUCUUGUGCCAUUGCAUCCGCAAGUCUCUAGUUCGAAGCACUCAUCUCGAAUAAGAAGUGACAGAUCAAACACCAGUGGUGGGACUACAAUGCAUUCUUUCAGCACCGCUUCGAAAUCACCAGUUUCCCCAUCUCCAUAUCUUGUCCCUACAACAAAUUUGCAAUCACCUCCUGUUAAAACUUCACCAGGAUUGGAUCAAUUGGUUUCCAGCCCUUGGUCGAAUAAGAGAGCUCCAUUUACUAAAGAGAUAACAACAGAAGAUGAGCUUGAACAGUUUUUGGCUGAUGUCGGCGAGAAAAUUUCUGAAUCAGCAGGUAAACUGGCAACUCCACCUCCCACCAUAAAUGGAUUUGGCAUAGCCAGUCCUAAUACCAUAACCAGUUCAGCUAACACUUCUGGAACUAGAAGAAGUACACCUUUGCGGCCUGUCAGGAUGUCUCCUGGUUCACAGAAGUUCACUACACCCCCAAAGAAAGGGGAGAGUGAUCUUCCUCCACUCAUGUCCAUCGAAGAAUCAAUUGAAGCUUUUGAGCAUUUGGGCAUCUAUCCACAGAUUGAGCAGUGGCGUGACCGCCUCAGGCAGUGGUUUUCUUCAGUUCUCCUAAAUCCUCUACACAAGAAGAUUGAAACCAGCCACAUAAAGGUUUUGCAAGCUGCUGCCAAACUUGGUGUCUCAAUUACAAUCAGUCAAGUAGGAAGUGAUUUACCAAGUACGGGAACUACUACUAUCUCUCAAACUGAGAGAAAUAAUGGGUGGCAGCCAGCAUAUACUCUUGAUGAAGAAGGACUCCUCCAUCAGUUGCGCUCUACUAUUGUUCAAGCUCUUGAUGCUUCCAUGUCAAAAAUGCCUUCUGGCUAUCUCCAACAAUCACCCCCACAAAAUACUUUCAUCCCUAAUUUACAAGAGUGUAGUGAUGCAAUUACUGAACAUCAGAGGCUUCGUGCCGUGAUGAAGGGAGAGUGGGUUAAGGGUUUGCUACCACAAAGUAGUGUACGGGCAGAUUAUACGGCACAAAGGAUUCGGGAACUUGCCGAUGGUACCUGCGUGAAGAACUAUGAGUAUCUGGGAAGUGGGGAGGUUUAUGACAAAGUGAAUAAGAAGUGGACACAUGAACUUCCUACUGAUUCUCAUUUGCUCUUAUAUUUAUUUUGUGCUUUCUUGGAACACCCAAAGUGGAUGCUACAUCUAGAUCCCUCAUCUUAUGGUGGAGCUCAGUCUGGCAAGAACCCUUUAUUUUUGGGCAUUCUGCCUCCAAAAGAAAGGUUUCCUGAAAAGUAUGUAGCUGUUGUGUCUGGUGUCCCCUAUGUGCUUCAUCCUGGAGCUUGUAUACUGGCUGUUGGGAAGCAAAGCCCGCCAAUCUUUGCCUUAUACUGGGAUAAGAAGCCUCAGUUCUCUCUCCAGGGAAGAACUGCACUAUGGGACGCCAUUUUGAUUUUGUGCCACAGAAUUAGGAUUGGGUAUGGAGGGAUUGUUCGGGGCAUGCAUCUUGGUUCAUCAGCCUUAGGGAUCCUCCCAGUCCUUGAUACAGAAACUGAAGACUGAGAAACUUCAAGGCAUAUUGUGAUAUUUAUCGCUAAAGUACGCUAUGCAGUACUUGAAUCAAAGUUACAUCGCAUGAUGUGAAUAUGUUGCAUUUCCCAUGCUGGGCGGGUGAGGCUUGCAUCAACGCAAAACACCUGUUUACAACAAUUGUUCAGCAUGUUGGCAUAAUCAGAUCACUUAUGGAGAUACCUCCUGUCUUCCCAUUCCGCUGAUCACCGACAGAUUCGUGGUUUGAUGACAAUUUCUGACAUGUUAUUCAACAGAGUUCUUGGAUGAUUAGCAUUAACUGGUUGGUUGAUUACUUCUGACGGUAGUUUAAACAUAAAAUUUUGUUGUUGAUGCUAUGGUUUCCAUGAGAAUUCGCAAGUUGUAAUGCCUAGUUGCCGGAACAUGUUUGUUC
Ilex paraguariensis (yerba mate) is the source of this 2616-nucleotide messenger RNA. The record is from the annotation of a GenBank genome assembly. Lineage: Eukaryota; Viridiplantae; Streptophyta; Magnoliopsida; Aquifoliales; Aquifoliaceae.